Messenger RNA from Actinia tenebrosa (Australian red waratah sea anemone), 1394 nucleotides. RefSeq names its product MAP kinase-interacting serine/threonine-protein kinase 1. Gene Ontology annotation, biological process: protein phosphorylation. Gene Ontology annotation, molecular function: protein kinase activity; ATP binding. Lineage: Eukaryota; Metazoa; Cnidaria; Anthozoa; Actiniaria; Actiniidae. The record is from RefSeq and is a predicted model, not a curated record.
CCAGACUUCCUUUCUUUCAAAACACAUCACUUGUCACAAGCUAUGUCGGGAGAUGUCAGAAUAGCGGAGUUGAUCCACUCUAGCAAGGCUUUUCGGUUGCAGGACGAUUCCAUUGCUGAAAGACCAAUUAACAGAGACUGUGCCCUUGAGGACUUGAAGAAAUUCCGACAGUCAUUCAAGUUACACAUAUCUACAGAAGAGGAAACAUCAAGGGAGAAAAGGUUCAACAAUAACAAUACAGGUGUAAUUAGUGGCAUAAGUUCAGAAGAGUCAUUUACACCAGAUACAUCAUCUUAUGAGAAGAAAACAGAUAUGAGUGGAGUAAAUAUGGACGAUAAUAAAUGCCAAGAGAACAAGGAAAGUCUUUGUAAUGGUGAUAUGGAUCCUCCAGUUGAAGAYAUAUUCCAGCCACCUGCCAUCUCUGAUAAUAAGGUGAAGAAGAAGAAAAAGAAGAAAAGGGCCAGUGAUAGUCUGUGUGGAGGAUUUCAUGAUAUUUAUAAACUGACAGGAGAAGUUCUUGGUCAAGGGGCCAAUACUGUUGUACAGAGUUGUAUAAAUACAAUGACAAACCAUGAAUAUGCUGUAAAGAUUGUUCAAAAAUCAGCAAGAGUAGAAAGAAAGAGGAUUCUGAAUGAAAUAGAAUUACUGUACCACUGUAAAGGACACAAAAAUAUAUUGGAGUGUAUUGAAUACUUUGAAGACAAAGACAAGUUCUACAUGAUCUUCGAAAAAAUGAAAGGAGGUCCUUUAUUGAAGCACAUCGAGAAGAGAAAAGUUUUCACCGAGAAAGAAGCCAGCAUGGUUGUAAGAGACAUUGCAUGUGCUCUGGACUUCUUACACCAGAAGGGUAUUGCUCAUAGGGAUCUUAAACCAGAGAAUAUUCUUUGUGCUUGUGCAAAUCAGGUUUCUCCAGUAAAGAUAUGUGACUUUGAUCUUGCCAGUGGUAUAGAUGGACUUAGCACCUCUGUGACCACACCUGAGCUACAAACUCCUGUUGGCUCAGCUGAAUACAUGGCACCAGAGGUGGUAGAAGCCUUCAAGACCAUGGCCACAACAUAUGACAAGAAAUGUGAUCUCUGGAGCCUAGGAGUUAUUCUGUACAUCAUGUUAUCAGGACACCCUCCUUUCUAUGGUAAAUGUGGUAGUGAAUGUGGAUGGGAAAAGGGAGAAAGUUGCACAGCCUGUCAGGAAAUGUUACUGCAAAGAAUUCAGGAAAGUGUGUAUGAGUUUCCAGGAAAGGAGUGGGAAGGUAUCUCAUGCCAUGCUAAAGAUUUGAUCUCCCAUUUGUUGGUGAGGGAUGCCACUAAGCGAUAUACAGCAGAGAUGGUGCUUGGCCAUCCCUGGAUAGACAUGGCUACUCAUACAGUAUUAGCUACCCCAACUCUCCUCAGCAG